UUCUCGACGCCCACCAUGCCCUGCUAAGUCCUAGACGCUUUUCUUUGACCGUGACAUGCCUCCUGGUCCAGCGUACACGUGGCUAUGCAUCGCCAGCUCGGUCUGCAACAUCCUUUCGCAUGCCGCACACAUUCGCGCAUCUCAGCUCUCGCGGGCGCGGCAAGCAAUAUGCGAAACGGAAAUACUUACACGAAGACGAGAGAGAGACGAGUCGUAUCCGUACGAAGGCGCUGGGGCGACAUCCUCUCAAGGUCCUCAACUUCAGCCACCCGUGCAGAGCUCUCUUCGUAGCAAGUUGAAGGAAUCCCGCAACAGUCCUCCAGAGACACUAGGGAGCAUACCCCGUGGCGGGGAUGUAGCAGGUUAUACGGCUGAAGCAGCCGUAAGUCCAAGUCCAAGUCCUCUUGAGUCUAAGCCGCCCCCAUCUGUCGCAGUGCGGAUGGAGGCAAUAGAGAGGUCUUCGCGUUCAAUGCAGAGUGUGCCCGUGACCGCACCGUGCGAACCGACAGCAUCUGCAGACCUACCGAAGAUUCACCAGAGCGUGCAAGCUACAUCAGUGGAAAGCUAUGCUUCGCCAACACCAUCGCCAGCAGAGAAGAGAGAAGCACCAUCCAUUGAGGAUGCGUCUGUGAGCACAGGUGUUCCCGGCCCUGGAGAACAAGUGUCUCUUGAACAACUACGCAACCGGAACCUGCAGUCCUCCAAAGUGCCGUCAUCACGGAUAGGGCGUUUGUUCCACUACGGAGGUCUCGCGGCGUCACUAGGUUAUGGCGCAGCAUCCGAGAUACUGCGUCGUACGACAAGCGGCACGGAUGAGCACGCGCCUUCCUCGCUCAUGCUCACCGAGGGAAACAUCAAACGACUCGUGUCAAAACUCACCCAGAUGCGUGGCGCAGCGCUCAAAUUAGGGCAAUUCAUGAGCAUCCAAGACAGUCAUGUACUCCCACCGGAGAUCGAGGAUAUCUUCCGCCGGGUGCAGGAUAGCGCGCACUACAUGCCUGACUGGCAAAUGGAGCAAGUGAUGCGGGACGCCCUCGGGCCGUCCUGGAUGGACACCUUCGAGUCGUUCGACCGCCUUCCCUUUGCAGCGGCCUCCAUUGGGCAGGUGCAUUCUGCUGUCUUGAAAGCCUCUGCCUCCCCGACUUCCGCGCCCGCGCGCGUCGCCGUCAAGGUGCAGUUCCCGAACAUCGUGAACUCGAUCGCAAGCGACCUCGGGUACGUGAAGAUGCUGCUCACCGCGGGCAAGCUCCUUCCGCGGGGGCUCUUCCUCGACCGCACGAUCCAGGUCAUGAAGGAGGAGCUCGCGGACGAGUGCGACUACGCGCGCGAGGCGGGCUUCGUGCGCCGCUUUGGGCAGGCGGACCACCUUGGGGCCGACCCGCGCUUCACGGUGCCUUGGGUCUGGGAGGGCAGCACGGAGCGCGUGCUGGUCAUGGAGCACGUCGACGGCGUGAGCGUGGGCGGGGCUGUGAUCGAUCGCCUCUCGCAGCGCGAUAGGAACGACAUCGCGGCGCGCAUCAUAGAGCUCUGCUUGCGCGAGCUGUUCGUGUUCAGGGUGAUGCAAACUGACCCGAACUGGACGAACUUCCUCUGGAACCCGCAUACGCGCAAGGUUGAGCUAGUUGACUUUGGGGCCACCCGUGAAUACUCGAAGGAGUUCAUCGACAACUGGCUGCACCUCCUUUCCGCUGCCGUCGCCGAAGAUCGUGACGCGUGCGUCGAAUGGAGCCUGAAGCUGGGGUACCUCACCGGCCAGGAGAAUGAGGUCAUGCUCGACGCGCACGUCAAGUCGAUGGUGCUGCUCGGCACGCCGUUCAAGGCGACCACUCCGCAGCCGUUCACAUUCGGUCCUGGGUCCGCCUGGGCAGACAUCACGGCGGAGAUCAGGGCGCAGAUCCCAGUCAUGCUCCAGCACCGGCUCACACCUCCGCCACGGGAGACCUACAGCUUAAACAGGAAACUGAGUGGCGCGUUCUUGCUCGCGUCGAGGUUGGGCGCCGAGGUCGAUUGCAGGAAGCUGUGGACGGGUGUUGUAGAGGGAUAUCGGUAUGGUUGAUGUUAUAUUUUAGUACACUAUCCUCGCUCUGCUGUAGACGUGACGUAAUAGCACGGACACUGCCCCACCUCAUC
Trametes versicolor FP-101664 SS1 is the source of this 2130-nucleotide messenger RNA. Its product is annotated as ABC1-domain-containing protein. The coding region runs from base 470 to 2056 and encodes 528 amino acids. Gene Ontology annotation, cellular component: extrinsic component of mitochondrial inner membrane. The transcript has 10 exons. NCBI's taxonomy places the organism in Eukaryota, Fungi, Basidiomycota, Agaricomycetes, Polyporales, Polyporaceae. Gene Ontology annotation, biological process: ubiquinone biosynthetic process. Gene Ontology annotation, molecular function: kinase activity. The record is from RefSeq and is a predicted model, not a curated record.